GACGUCGGAUCUCUUAUUCUCCCUAAAAAUGGCAAUGGGAAGAAUUGGGACCAGGCGUGUAGCUAUCUCACAAAGACACAUCAGGGGGAACCUGAACUGACACGACGUUACAUCUCCUGUAUGACAAGAAUCCCUCACAGAAUAAAUCAGAUCCAGUGUUCCGCGGUGAGGAUGUUGAACCUACUACGCCCCCUACUGGUCGUCUGGAUGUACCACCUCGUCUCCAGCCACGCUGCCCCAAGAUACAACAACGGCUUUUUCUACCACGACAUCAUGAACGGCGAUGGCAACGGAGAGAUCUAUUUCAACGGGGUGCGUCUCCAUGUGGAGUCCCCCCAGGCCUCGGUGUCGGCGGCCAGGGGUAGUAAUGUUACCCUGCCCUGUCACUACCGCUACGAACCCGAGAUCAACGGCCCCCGUCGGACCCGGGUCAAAUGGUCUUGGCUGCCCACCAACGGCGCCGGCAAGACCACCCGUGAGACCGACGUGAUGGUCGCCAUGGGCAACCGUCACCGUAGCUACGGCAGCUUCCAGGGGAGGGUGCGCCUGCGUCGGGCUGCUCCAGGGGACAUGUCGCUGGUGAUCAAGGAGCUGCACCUGAACGACACAGGCCGCUACCGCUGUGAGGUCAUCGACGGACUGGAGGACGAAAGCGUGACGGUGGAGCUGGAGCUGCGAGGAGUGGUAUUUCCCUACCACUCCCAGAAGGGCCGAUACCAUUUCAACUUCCUGGGGGCCCAGCGUGCUUGUGAGGAGCAGGAUUCGACCCUGGCCACCUUUGACCAGCUCUUUGUCGCCUGGGAGGAGGGGCUCGACUGGUGCAACGCCGGAUGGUUGGCGGAUGGGACGGCUCAGUACCCAAUCACCACACCGCGGGAGCCCUGUGGGGGCGUGGACUUAGCCCCUGGUCUCCGUAGUUAUGGACAACGCCACCGCCACCUCCACCGUUUUGAUGCCUUCUGUUUCUCAGCCGCCCCCAAGGGGACAGUAUACUUCCUGAAACAUCCCCAGAAGUUCAACUUCACCGAGGCGGUGGCAGCUUGUGUUGACGACGGCGGUCACAUCGCUAAGGUGGGCCAACUCUACGCCGCCUGGAGGUUCAUGGGAUUGGACCUCUGCGUCGCGGGCUGGUUGGCCGAUGGGAGUGUCCGUUACCCCAUCGCCAAGGUCCACCCUAACUGCGGCCCCUCAGAGCCAGGGGUGCGUCAUUUCGGAUUCCCCCCUCAGCAGCAGAAAUACAUUGUUUACUGCUAUCGGUAAACCCCCACCCCCCCCUCAACGAAUAUCAGUACGAAACAGUACUACAGUAUGACAGAUAGCCUCUACUAGUGAACUUCUCUAUUCACAACAGACACCACACUAGCCUGCAUGCUACUUAACAUUAGCUAGUUCUGCUCUUACAGCGUCCGCUGUAUAGUCAUAGUGAACUGUCUUAAUCUCCUCAUAUUGAACAUACUAUCAGUCAUACUCCCCGCUGAGACUCCAACCAGUACUGAUACACAUACUGUAUACUGGCUAUUUAGGGUAGUGUUGUCAGGUUUGGCUCACAGUAAACUCAGGGAAGGUGUUCAACUCACAGCAUUGCCCUCGUGAUGCUUCGCCAGUGAUUGUUUUUUUACCCAACCAAGGUCUUUCCCUUGGUGUUUUGUUGAACUGUGUUUUGCUAUGUCUCACUGUUCCUGAAGUCAUUUCAGUUCAAUGUAUGUCAUUCAUAGUCUUAGGCACAUUUCUGAAUGAUCCUCUUUGUGUUAGAAUGUCUUUUCGUGUCUUGUUUAUAUAAGGGUUGGAAUGGAAUGACGUAGAAUGUAUGCACACAUGACUGUAAGUCGCUUUGGAUAAAAGCGUCUGCUAAAUGGCAUAUAUGAAAUUAAUGACUAUGAAUACUUUUUCUUUUUAUACAAAAACUGUUUUUUUGCUUUUGUCGUUAUGAGGUUUUGUGUGUAGAUUGAUGAGGGGAACAAUAAGGAAUAUGAUUAACGUUGUAACGUAAAACAAAAUGUGGAAAAAGUCCAGGGUUCUGAAUACUUUCCGAAUGCACUGUAGACUGUCAUGUUGGAAGGGGAUUUGACAGUAUUUUGUGACCUUGUAGAGGAGCUCAGUGUUAAAAGGCUUCCAUGUGUAUCGUUCUACUUUAAAUCAGGUUGUCUGACUUUAAUUAAAUCGUACUACUUUAAAUCAGGUUGUCUGACUUGAAUUCAAUUGUGCUACUUUAAACCAGGUUGUCUGACUAAUUAAAUCAUGCUACUUUAAAUCAGGUUGUCUGACUUUAAUUACAUCGUGCUACUUUAAAUCAGGUUGUCUGACUUGAAUUAAAUCAUACUACUUUAAAUCAGGUUGUAUGACUUUAAUUAAAUCAUAAUACUUUAAAUCAGGUUGUCUGACUUGAAUUAAAUCAUAAUACUUUAAAUCAGGUUGUCUGACUUGAAUUAAAUCAUGCUACUUUAAAUCAGGUUGUAUGACUUUAAUUAAAUUGUGCUACUUUAAAUCAGGUUGUCUGACUUGAAUUCAAUUGUGCUACUUUAAAUCAGGUUGUCUGACUUGAAUUAAAUCAUGCUACUUUAAAUCAGGUUGUAUGACUUUAAUUAAAUCGUGCUACUUUAAAUCAGGUUGUCUGACUUGAAUUCAAUUGUGCUAC
Oncorhynchus gorbuscha (pink salmon) is the source of this 2635-nucleotide messenger RNA. RefSeq names its product hyaluronan and proteoglycan link protein 3-like. The record is from RefSeq and is a predicted model, not a curated record. Bases 121 to 1260 code for a protein of 379 amino acids. Gene Ontology annotation, biological process: cell adhesion. Gene Ontology annotation, molecular function: hyaluronic acid binding. The transcript is spliced from 5 exons. Lineage: Eukaryota; Metazoa; Chordata; Actinopteri; Salmoniformes; Salmonidae.